AUGUCGCUGAAGGGAAAAAUCGCUGUUAUUACCGGCGCGUCGAUGGGCAUCGGCGCUGCGACUGCCCGUCGAUUUGCUCGAGAAGGAGCGAGUUUGGCGUUGCUCGCUCGAUCCAAAGACAAGUUGAUGCAGUUGGUCGAAGAGCUGCAGAGCGUGCCAGGCUCCGGUCGUGUCGUGUACUUCUCGUUCGAUGUACGGGACAGCAACGCGCUGGCGACAGCUAUGACUGACACGGUCGAGCAAUUGGGCGGACCCGUUGACGUUCUGAUCAACAACGCUGGUCUCGCACUCGGUGCACCGGCAUGCUUUCAAGACCAGUCGAUAGGCGACAUCUCCAUGAUGGUGGGGACCAACGUAAGCGGUGUGCUCUUCGCUGCGCAUGCGGCACUCAACCAGGGCGGUAUGUUCGCACAGAAGCGAGGUGUGAUCGUGAACGUGACGUCUGUGACUGCGCUGGAGGCUCCGCCGUUCCCUGGUGAAGCUGUGUACCAUAUGGCCAAGGCGGCGCAGGAGGGAUUUUCAAACUCGCUUCGCAAUUAA
Molecule: messenger RNA, 540 nt
Organism: Phytophthora infestans T30-4
Lineage: Eukaryota; Oomycota; Peronosporomycetes; Peronosporales; Peronosporaceae
Exons: 1
Coding region: 1-540 (179 amino acids)
Cellular component (GO): cytosol
Molecular function (GO): oxidoreductase activity
Source: RefSeq, a predicted model, not a curated record